Westerdykella ornata is the source of this 666-nucleotide messenger RNA. RefSeq lists its product as uncharacterized. The transcript has a single exon. The record is from RefSeq and is a predicted model, not a curated record. The coding region runs from base 260 to 616 and encodes 118 amino acids. Lineage: Eukaryota; Fungi; Ascomycota; Dothideomycetes; Pleosporales; Sporormiaceae.
GAUGCUGAAUCACUUGAUGGAGCUGUAUGGAGAUUGAGAUAUCGCCGGUCUAGAGACUUGUUUCCUCGGCAAUUGCGGCCAAUAUGGCCGAGUCCUAUGCUCUUUGAAUACCUCGACAGGUUUUUGCAGCACUCGGCUCAAGGACAGACUUCAGUUAGGCGGAGCGAUCGAGCCUCACAUCGUUGUUUCAAACAACCGCGGAGCCUGAUUGGACUCUCUGGAAGCCAAAAGUAAUCGUACUUGGAUACGAGCGGGAACAAUGCCAGAGAUACUGGGUCAUAAGCAGCGAGAUUCCGCUGAGCAAACUUCAAACGCAACUUCGGGCCCAUAUUCAGGCCUUGUCGUCGGGACACACCUACCUCGCACGCCGCUUACUCCCACCGAGUAUGCAACCGGGCACGAGAUAUCACAUAUGUAUAUUUCUUACUCCGCCAUUGAAUCAUCAGUCAAUACAAAUUAUUUUUCUUUCUACCAUAUUAUCUUCGAUGGUCGAGGCAUCUCUUCAUCUUUGUCUCACUCCGUUCUUCACUUAGUCUUCUCUCUCACUGUCGUAAACAUCAAUCUCCUUCAGUUCAAUGCGCUCAAUCACAUAUACUAUUCGACAAGCUUUAGUUAACAACGCCUACGUAUUGUAUGCUAGGCACGCCGCGUUCUAGGACUGCCAUC